CUUUGGGGUUCAGGUGACUGAGUGUGGGAAGCCUUUGUCAUAGGGUAAAAGUUGCAUACCCCUGGGCUGUAGGCUGCACACUUUGGGUCAAAUAUCAGGUUCUGUAGCUGUGUAUUUUAUCAGAACAAAUCUGUUCUACAAUGAUUAUUUUCCUUAGCUCAGGGUUGUUUUGCCUAUUGAUGGCAGCUGUGGGCAUACAAGCACAACAGACACCUUCUAUAAAUGACCUAAACGCUGAAUGCCUUGGUAACGUUAUUCGUUUGAGUGUCGCUCCUCUUUUUGAAGAGGUUGAUGCUGUCUUCAAUGACACACAAAUCAUAAACCUGACGCCUGGCCUUGCUACUCAGUGUGGAUUCAGCUUUAAAUUUGACCCCAUGGGGAAUGCCAUGUUUUUUGCUUCUCUUCAAAACUGCUUUUCCCAAAACAUGGAUGAUAAGAUGUUCAGCUUGGUCAUGCAGUUCAGGCUGCCAGGAAACCACAUGACUGAAGACCCUGUGUAUAGAGUGGGCAAAACCUGUAGCUACACCCCCUGGACCUCCCGAGAGAUUCUGUGCGACCGCAACUACAUGGAGGUGUCUGUCAGAAGGACUCUUCCAGACAUCCAAACCAUCCCCGAACAGCCCACUGGGGGCCCGAAAGCAAGGAGCGGCAACUUCCGGAGAGGAGCUGAGGCUGUUGCUUCAGGAUACAAAAUGACAGCAGUCGUCUUUAGUCCUAGCAAGAAUGUCAUGAAUGUGGAUGAGGUCCAAAGAAAGGGCUAUGCAAUAGCCAACACUCCCACACGGCUGGUGUUAAGAAGCCCUCAUAAUGCAGAGGAGACAUACCUCCAGAAUGUAGCUGGGGUUCCGAUGCGGGUGCUCUCAACCUCAACCUUCUUUGAGCAGAAGUGGCUGGUUACUCGAGUAGAUGCCACGGCUGUUUGUCCAACACCAGGUUGAGUGUGAAAUAAUUUAAGA
This is a messenger RNA of Oncorhynchus nerka (sockeye salmon), 956 nucleotides long. RefSeq lists its product as uncharacterized. NCBI's taxonomy places the organism in Eukaryota, Metazoa, Chordata, Actinopteri, Salmoniformes, Salmonidae. The transcript is spliced from 8 exons. The coding region runs from base 141 to 938 and encodes 265 amino acids. The record is from RefSeq and is a predicted model, not a curated record.